This is a messenger RNA of Caenorhabditis auriculariae, 2401 nucleotides long. Lineage: Eukaryota; Metazoa; Nematoda; Chromadorea; Rhabditida; Rhabditidae. The record is from the annotation of a GenBank genome assembly.
AUGGACUGUUCGACGAGCUCAAAUCUCCUAGGAGUGGAAAAUGAUCGGAUGACGGCCAGUUCUCCGCCGGAAAUUUUUACAACAGAUGAUGAAGAUGAAGCUCGAGAUAACUUCAUUCAUACCUACGUCAAUGUAGACGAACAUGUCAAUGUUUGCAAUUUGACGAAACCGUCUCCAGAAGUACAAAAGCCAGAGAUACAACGGCCAGAAAGGCCUGGAGAGGUUAUUUUUGUAUUUGCUUCAAAAAAAAGUUUUUUUCAGACAUCUUCAAGGCAUGGAAGCAGAAGCGCAAGCCGGUCUUAUCAUACAUCGGAAGAAGAUCGGGAAUUGGACAAUUCUUUGGCAGAAAAAGAAGAAACGGAGCAAAUCGAACAGCCUGAUACGGAUAAAUUUGGUUUUUUCGUCAAAAGUAAUGGACCGGUUAACAAGUGAGCGAAGAAACUUCUAGGAUUUUUGCGUUAAUUUGCUUUUCUGUCAUAAUAAAUUUUUUCAGGGAGCUGAUAACUAUCGAAAAGCUGAGAUCAAGGGAAAAGAAAUGGAUUCAGAUGCUCGACAAUUGGCGAUAUUUCAUGGACGAGAAGUAAGUUUCAAAUUCUAAUAAAUAGGAUAACAUUUUGAUUUCCAGGUUUGAUUUGAUCAGAAACCGUUGUCGGAAGGGAAUUCCGCCUUCGAUGCGAGCAAAGGCCUGGAAAUAUCUAACCGGGGCGACUUUUCAAAUGGAAGUCUCCCAAAAUCGAUUCGUUUUCGAUGUAAAAAAGUUUUAUUUUCUCUUCCAAAAAUAGAUGUUUCAGUAUUGUAUGAAGCAGCCAGGGGAUCCGAAAUGGAUCGACGACAUUCAAAAAGAUUUGAAUCGUCAAUUUCCCGACCAUGAGAUGUUUUCCAGAUCCGGAAGGUUCAGCGAAGGAGGGUUUGUUCGAAAAAUGAAUAGAAGUGGAGAAAAAUGGAAGAAUUCAGAAAAGAGGACCUUUUCCAUCUUCUAAAGUGUUAUACAGUUCUUCACCCGGAAGAAGGAUAUUGUCAAGGACAGGCGCCAGUCGCCGCUGUUCUUUUGAUGCAUAUGCCUUUGAGGUUAUUUUUUAAUUAAUAUCAUUUUAAUGGAGAUUUCAACAGGACAAAAAAAUUAACUCAAACCGAAAGAAAAAGAAUUCGAAACUCACUACAUAUUUUGAUCAAUUACUUUAUAAAAUUCUAUAAUUUUUACUUUUAAGCUUAUAAAGAAAUCCGAAAAGCAGAACUACAGUAAAAAUCAUUUUUCGAAUUAUCUGUUCAAAAAAUUUUUCUGUUAACGCGCAAAAAGUUUUUAUACACAAAAGAAAUAAAUAAAACGUUAUUUUUACUUCGGAACUUCCAUAAAUUUUCUUGAUGCUUUUUUAAACAUCCCAGUAGAGAUCUUCAAAAAAACUAUGCGAAAAAUUCAAAAAAAGCAUGAUUCAAACAUUUUCCUUUUUAAGUUGUGUAUUUAAUUUGAGUUAGAAAAAGGUGGUGUUCAAAAAAGAUAAAACCGUGAGAAAAAAAUUUUUUUUUCAUAAAAAAAGCUGAAAAAAACUGAUCUCUUUCUACCCGAAGCCUUCAAGAAAACUUCUAUUUUUUCUAAAUUGAACAAAAAUUUGCUAUAAUUUCCAGGGACGCUUUCUAUUGUUUUGUUCAAAUCUGCCACAAGUACCUUCCCGGUUAUUACAGUCCAGGAUUGGUGAGAAUAAUUUUCUUGUAAAUUUCAACAUGAUUUCUUCCAGGAAGCCUUGCAAGUUGAUGGCGAAAUCCUCCAUAAAACCCUAAAAGUCAAGGCGAAACACACCUAUAAACAUUUUGUGAGCCUUUUUUCGUUUGGAAAUUAUGAAUUUAUUAUUUUUUAGCGUGAAAAUCACAUCGAUCCGAUGCUGUACAUGGUGGAAUGGUUCAUGUGCGCAUUUUGUCGAACUUUGCCUUGGCCGACUGUUUUACGCGUUUGGGACAUGUUUUUGUGUGAAGGUUGUUUAAAAUUCCCUUUUCUUACCUGUAAUUUCAUUUUUCAGGUGUUAAAAUAAUUUUUAAAGUUGCAAUUGUUCUACUAAAGUACUCACUUGGAACCCCGGCGCAGUGCAAAAGAUAUCCGGAUAUGCACUCGAUAAUGACGAGAUUGAGGAAUCUGCCGCCUCAGAUCACCACGGAGGAAUUUUUGAUCGAAAAAGUAAGUUUCGUGAUUUUUCAAAUGUUUUGAAACCGAGAAAAUGGAAGCGAAACAUACUUAUCUUGUCAAAAUUAUGAAAAGAAAAACGGUAGUCAAGAAAUAGUUUUCAAAAUUUAUUUUUUUACUCAAUAAUAUGUUUUAUAGGUUUGCGAAAUGAGCUUCAAUGACGCAGAAAUGGAACGUAUGCACUUCGCCGCCACCAAACUCCGCCAAAUCCAUUUCCAAAAUACAUGA